This is a messenger RNA of Salvia splendens (bonfire salvia), 882 nucleotides long. RefSeq names its product staphylococcal-like nuclease CAN2. Lineage: Eukaryota; Viridiplantae; Streptophyta; Magnoliopsida; Lamiales; Lamiaceae. The transcript is spliced from 9 exons. Gene Ontology annotation, cellular component: cytoplasm. Gene Ontology annotation, molecular function: nuclease activity; nucleic acid binding. Bases 1 to 882 code for a protein of 293 amino acids. The record is from RefSeq and is a predicted model, not a curated record.
AUGGGAAACGCUCUAAGAUUCCUCUACGCCAAAGAACUAGGCAAGCAUGUUGUGUCAUCAAGAAAAGCUCAAUGCAACUGGUACAAGAAGCUAGCUGUAGCGUGGAGGGAGACAAAACCGCCCCCUAAAUCCGCGGAAGAAGCCUCGCGGCUCGUGAGUCCGCCAAUGCUCAAGAGGCAUCAGAAGGCAGACGUCGAGGGUCUCUUAGCUUUCUAUGGCCUUCCCCUGCCUCACACUUUGGUGGAGCUCACCACCGGGGUUCCUCCCUCCCGGCCUCAAGGUCUCAAGUUCGAAUUACAUACUAUACCCGUGGAUCCCAAGGCUGUGGCUGAUGGCGAUACAAUUACAGUAUAUGUAAGCGUUGAGGACUCUAGGGAGUCUGCGAAUGUUCCUAGGGAGGUCCAUGUUGCAGCUUUUGAAAGAGCUAGCGCUCGCGCUCAGAGGAAUUAUGAUCGUGCGGAUGAACUCCACAGAUAUAUUAUUGAUGCAGGAUAUAAGGUGAUAAACCUUCAACACGAGGAGGUUCUUGCCAAGAAAUACAGAAUAAGAUUGAGGGGAAUUGAUGCACCGGAGGGUAAAAUGCCGUUUAGACAAGAAGCGAAGGACGAGCUGGUAAAGAUUGUGCAGAACAAGUGUUUAAGAGUCCUUGUGUUUGAUGAAGAUCGUUAUGGUAGGUGCGUAGGAGAUAUAUAUUGCAAUGGCAUCUUCGUUCAGGAAUCGAUGCUUAAGAAGGGGCUAGCAUGGCACUACAAAGCCUACGAUCGACGUCCGGAGUUGGAUAAGUGGGAGAAAGAGGCUCGCGCAAAACGUGUGGGUUUAUGGUCGUCUUCUAACCCUGAGAUGCCGUGGGAGUGGAGAAAGGACCGACGUCAAGGCAGAUAA